Messenger RNA from Sycon ciliatum, 1278 nucleotides. RefSeq lists its product as uncharacterized. Gene Ontology annotation, biological process: maturation of SSU-rRNA from tricistronic rRNA transcript (SSU-rRNA, 5.8S rRNA, LSU-rRNA). The record is from RefSeq and is a predicted model, not a curated record. The transcript is spliced from 3 exons. The coding region runs from base 75 to 518 and encodes 147 amino acids. Gene Ontology annotation, cellular component: nucleolus. NCBI's taxonomy places the organism in Eukaryota, Metazoa, Porifera, Calcarea, Leucosolenida, Sycettidae.
GAAUAUUUGUUUCUAAUUAUUUUUAGACAAUAGUGAGUUCGAGUAGAGAGAGAGUAACGUUGUUGUUCAGGACAAUGCCGAAGUUUCCUGCUUCACAACCGCGACAGCGCAAUGUCGAAGUGGUAAAGUUCUGUAGCCAGGCACCUAAGAGAUAUUCCAGACCACCCCGUCCUCGUGAGGAUGUGUCGAAGCCAGAAUCAGAUUUGGAUAUUUCCUCUAUGCAUCAGGAUAUAAGUAGUUUUGUCAGUGCCAAUUUACAAGGUCGAGACAGAUCUAAGUUCGACAAGGGAAGACUACGCCAUCUGGGUGCAGCUGAAGCAAAGCCACAGAAAAUGCCUUUCAAGAUGGCUGUUGGGAUAAAACGUGCCCGUGAGGCGCGCCAGCGGAAGGAAGAAGAGAUGGCAAGGCUUGCAGGAAACAAGCAGGUGCAAGCCAAGAGCAAGCGACGUCGCCUGAAGGAAGAAAGCAGAGGAAGAAAGAAGCAGCAUGCAAAGAAAACGCCACGCAGGAGUACGUAGCGUCUUUUCUGUUUGGAACCUCUGCUGAAGCAAACGACUUUGUAGUGGAAAGGCCAGCGGCUACAUGAAGUUGGCCAAGCGGAAAUGCAGUGCCAACAGCGACUGAGGCAGCAAACCGAGCUACCUGCCGGAAGUCACAGGAGGACUUUGAAGACCCUGGAGCUGCUGUGUGUCCCAGUACAAGUAGGAACACAAGUAACCACUGCUAACUUAGAUGAAGGUAGCAUGUAUCCUAUGUGGUUGCCGUGCCAGCCAACUCCGGCGAGUGCAAAUCAACGCCACCGUAUGCCGAUCAUCAAUAUGGCAUUAAAUAUUUUGUUUAGUGUCUGCCCUAAUCGGCAAAUGUACAGAACAAUCAAUUCAAUGGCAAUCGAAAUAAAAAGAUUCUUUUGGUGAGCAGCUAAGUCUAUUUACUGCAGUGACAGACUAGCUAAGGCUAUCAAGUGAAAGUUAUGCUAGUCAUGUGAGAAGUAUGCAAGAUAGAGAACAUGACACUAGAAUAACACUGUCAGCUGUUUCAACUGGUUAAUUAUUGCCUGUGCAAAAUGCAUGCUGGUUCUAUACGUAUGAUGGUCUGCUGUGUUUUUUUUUGCUCAUCUAUGGACGGAUUCUCAACGGUCUAUGAUAAUUUGUGUUUUUUGGUUUGUGCUUUGUUCAUCCCUUUAAAUACUAGCUUUUUUAUACAUUAGCUGACUUCCUUCAACCUAACAUCUCUGCCCUCAUUGCUGAAGCUUGUACAGACAAGUGGUGACACAAAUGA